This is a messenger RNA of Culicoides brevitarsis, 573 nucleotides long. RefSeq names its product troponin C-like. NCBI's taxonomy places the organism in Eukaryota, Metazoa, Arthropoda, Insecta, Diptera, Ceratopogonidae. The annotation marks the transcript as partial. Gene Ontology annotation, molecular function: calcium ion binding; enzyme regulator activity. The record is from RefSeq and is a predicted model, not a curated record. The transcript is spliced from 2 exons.
GCAAAAGAUUUAACUGAUGAUUUGCGGGCUGUGCUCCAGCGCGCCUUUGGCAUGUUUGAAGAAGACGGCUACAUCGACACCGAUAAGGUUUCCGUGAUUCUCAAGACCUUGGGACAUGCUUACGACAAGCAUGAAUUGGCCAAAGCCAUCAAGGAGGAGGAUGAGGACGACUCGGAGCAGCUGGAUUUUGAUCAAUUUUGUCGCGUAAUUUGCAUUUUUAUUCAUGACGUCGACGAGGAAGUCGAUGACGAGGUUUUGCAACAAGAAUUGAAGGAAGCUUUCCGCUUGUACGACAAACAAGGCAACGGAUAUAUUCCAACGUCGUCGUUGAAGGAAAUCCUUGGGGCGCUUGAUGAUCAAUUGACGAGCGACCAGUUGGAUGAAAUGAUUACCGAAAUCGAUACCGAUGGUUCGGGAACUGUAGAUUUCGAUGAAUUUAUGGAGAUGAUGACUGGAGAUUAAUUUCGUUCGUUCGUACACAUAAAAAAACAUACAUCAGAGAUACACAUUUUAUAUGUUUUUUUUAAUAGCGCUUUAAAAAUAAAAUGUUACCGCGUAGCGUAUUAGACACUC